Schistosoma margrebowiei is the source of this 3100-nucleotide messenger RNA. Lineage: Eukaryota; Metazoa; Platyhelminthes; Trematoda; Strigeidida; Schistosomatidae. The record is from the annotation of a GenBank genome assembly.
GGAAAAUAAAUAAGCAACUGGAAGUCAUAACAGUGUUCUGUUUAAAAUAUGAAAAAAAACACAAAUAUAAUUACAUAAGUGAAAUCAGGAAAUAUUGAUAAAUAGAAUACUACACAUAUUUACCACAUUUAAUACAUAAACAUUAUCUUAUAAAGUAUCCAAGAUGGGAUUCAAUUGAGACAUGUAUAAACAUAAUAUUUAUAUAUAUGCAUAUAUAGUUAGUGAUAUAUUAGAACAUAUCCUUCAUCAACGAAAAAAACCAUAACAUUAGCAUAGAAAGAUACAGAAGUGAAAAAAAUUAAAUAAUGAACAAUCAGUUGCCAGCAGAAUCUUUGACAACCGCAACAAACAAUGGAAACACUUACGACAGUUUAUUAACUAUGUCACAAAAGUAUACAGAAUUACUUAAUUUGUGCACAUCAAUGCUUAUGAUGAAUAGUGCAACCAUAAAUAUGAAUCAAACUUUCACAAAUAAUUGGAUUGAUGAGAUCAAUCAUAAAGCCAACUUAUCGAAUUCACCAACUCAUUCAAAAUCCGACCAAGUGCCAACAUCUAAAGCACAUAUUUUUCCGACAACAUCUUUACAAUUAAAUCAACCGAAAUAUCAAACAUCACAAUCUCCAUUAUUAUUUGAUUUCUCUUCAGAUCUAGGCAAAACUGAACAUUCAUCGCAUCGCAUACCAAGUUGGCGUAAUUUUCUAAUUUGUAUUUACACUUUAUUAACAAUAUGCGGAGCAACAUUCAAUUUAAUUUUGAUAUUUGCCUUGUUAAAAUUUAGAAAGCAAACAUUAUCGCACAAUAUUACAAAUUUGUUUGUAUUAUGCUUAGCUGUAUCCGAUAUAUUUUUGUGUUCAGUGAGUAUGCCAAUACAAUUAUAUUAUGAAAUGACAGAGAAUCAUAAACCAAGCACAGAUUUGUGCAGAGUAUUAUUUAGUAGUUUCGGUAUACCAAUGUAUAUAUCAUGCCUAACUAUUUUAUUAAUUGCAUUUGAUAGAUAUCGUCUUAUUGUUUAUCCAUUAAAAACACAAUUAACACCGAAAGCAGCAUUUGGUCUAAUUAUUAUUGUCAUAUUAUUUAGUGCAUUGAAUUCAAUACCAGUUGCAUUACAAGUAAACAGUGAAGGUUUAAAUGAAUAUCAUUAUUGUGUAGAAUCAUGGCCAAGUCCACAAUUACGAUUUGCUUAUUCUGUAUCCAUUUUUGUCAUAUUAGUGCUAUUACCCUUAAGUGCAUCAGGUGGAUUUUAUUUAGCUAUCUAUCGACGAUUAAAACAACGACCUUGUCAAUUAAAUGCUAGUAAAGAAGCAGAAAAACGUAAAAAGCGUACAACUAGUUUAUUAGUAAUAACAGUUGUUUGUUUUGCAGUCUGUUGGACACCAUGGUGUUUAUAUUCAUUAUUAUUAGAAGUACAAGCUUUAUUAAAUGUUGAAAAUGAUUUACCAUCAGCAAGUACAUAUGAUUUACUAAAAUUUAAUCGAUUAUUCAAUUCAAGUCAACAAGCAAUUCACAAAGAGGAUGAAACAUGGAAAUACUCUAUUGGUUUGAAAACAUGUGAAGACUUCCUAUGGUAUACAAUGAAUCAGUCACUACCUAUUAUGAAUGGAAAUUUUACAAUGGAUUCAUCGAUUGACUUAAUGAAACCAAAUAUGAAUAUUAUACCGGGGAGACACAUAAAAAUUAUUGAUCUUUUAUUAAAAUUAUUUGCAAUGGGUUCCGCCUGUGUCAAUCCAUUGUUGUAUGGAUGGUUAAAUGAACCAAUACGUGUAAUAAUGCGUAGACAAUACAGUAGAUUUGAAGGAUGCUUUAAAUGCUUUGAAAUUAGCCGACAUCGUACAGAGAAUAAAAAACAUAUGAAAAAUUAUAUAGAGGAACAAAAUUUACAAAAAAGACCAUUAACUAAUACGUCUUGCUUUGAUCAACACAAAUCAACAUUAUUAUCAUCAUCAUCCUCCAAAUUUUUGAGACCUUCACAUUUCAUUAAAUCCAAUUCAGAUUAUGAUACGAAACCAAAAGUGAAAAUUGACAGACCGAAAAUUGGUAGUAAACAACUAAAUAAUGCUCGAUCAGUGAGUUAUGCUGAAGGAGAUACUGAUCUCAAUAACAAAGACAGUUUAAACCAAAUAAUCGUAAUAAAAAAUAAUAAACGUGACUCUGAUACUGGGAUUUUAACAAACAAUGAUAAUAAUAAUACUGUCGACAGCAAUCAAUGCUAGUUUGAUUUACUGCCACUAAAAAGACAUAAAUUUAGAGGAAAACCACACGUUAGUAGAUUAUAACUGAAUGUAUCCGAUUGUUAGAGUAAAACAUCAAAUUAUUCAAAUUUAAUUCCUUAAUUUUUUCCCAGACAUAAAACAGAACGUUCCACACUUCAUAUACAAAGAAACAGAGAAUCUGUUAACCUUUAUGUAUCCAAGGAUGACGAAUAAGUAGAUGAGUUUGUUCAGAGAUUCGUACAUGCACUCUCCUUUCUGCUCUUUUAAUGCAUUUUCACUCUGAUACGCAGUCAUGUAUUAACGAUAUAAUAUCCUGAGAAGAAAUUCCAGGAGCUCUGUUGAGAGUUCAGACAUGUCGCGUGCAAGGCAGUCACCCACAAAAAACAAUUGGAGAUGAUUGCACAAUGUCGUGAAAUGAUCGAGGUUGGGUAUUAACACCGUUGGAUGCCACUUAGUGUUCUAAAGCUUAGCUGUUCGCGUGAAAAGCGGAAUGUUUUGGGUUCAACACCUGUGUGCGGGGUUGUGGUUGAGUACUGAUGACGUGAACCAUGCUGGGACGAAACGGUCGUCCAGUACUUCUAAGUUUUCAAUUAUAAUAUUCUAUCGAUCGGUUCAUUAUUUCGAUGAAACCCAACAAUCUCUACAACUAUAGACUUACAACGACUUUUAAUUGUUUAAUGAAGUAGUUAGUAAAUACACAGUGAAAUCAAUAGUUGAUGAACAAGUAAUUUUUAGUAACUUAGUUGUUUCAUUGAACUUAUUAUCUCUAAACAUGGUGUGUAACAACUCUAUCACCGCUAAACAUUUACUAUUUCACACUGUACUACAAAUUUUACAAGUGCUUCCUCAAAGUAAUUUUUUAUUUGAAUGGAAAUAAAAAUACAUUAAAA